CUGAAGUUACCAUUAAACUAUCCAUUCCAUCUAUCGCAACUGCUGAAGCCACUGAAAAACCGGGUGAAUCUGGUGGCUGUACAAUUAUGUAAUAAAAUAAAAUUCUUUACAUUUACGAAUUUUAUCGUCAGAUCUGAUUGGAAAUUAAACAUUUAUGUAUUGUUAAAUAAUCAUUUGUCUAUAAUUUGUCUUUUAAAUUCUAUUUAUUUGUAACAUUGUACUAUAUAUAUAUAUAUU
Rhizophagus irregularis DAOM 181602=DAOM 197198 is the source of this 237-nucleotide messenger RNA. Lineage: Eukaryota; Fungi; Glomeromycota; Glomeromycetes; Glomerales; Glomeraceae. The record is from RefSeq and is a predicted model, not a curated record.